AUGGGAAUCUCCAGGGUCGAUCGACUAUGGGAUCAAACUCAAUCCUUAUCUUCUCGGCAUCGCUAUCACGGAGUCGUGGACGACCGCCAAUCCGACCAGACCGAGCUCGUCGGAGUCCAUGGUCUCUAUGGUCAACCACCCGCCUCAUCGUUAUCUUCGUUUUUGGAAAUUCCACAAGCAAGGUACUCAUCAGCCGCGCAAUCCACCCCGGUCGACGAGGACGAUCGCCUCCUAGAAUGCGCUGGCAAUAGAGAGACCCCAGCAGUAACGAGGGCGGAGAACGUUGAUCCGAUAUCACGCACGCAGAAGAGAGAUUGGAUUGAUGGUGUGCAUCUCUGCGCUAGGGCUGGUGCCUUUAUACUUCUUAUCAACCUGGUUUUUAUCGCUAUUGCGGCUGGGCUGGCCAGCAGACACCCAGAGAAUGGAAGCUUCUCGGACUCGGCAGUGGUUUUUGAAGGGAGCUGCGAUGUGUCAAAACGAUGGGAUAUUGCUCUACACUUAAUUAUCAACGUGCUCAGCACGUGUAUCCUUGCUGCAAGCAACUACUGCAUGCAAACGCUCAUCUCCCCGAGCCGGGAGGAGGUCGACGCGCAUCAUGCUCGAAAUAAAUGGCUUGAUAUCGGGACUGCGAGUGUUAAGAACCUCUCCGCGAUCGGCAGCGGUCGGCUAGCCUUAUGGGUGAUAUUAAUGAUCACGGCAACUCCGUUCCAUCUAAUGUACAACUCCAUAAUCUUUGGAUCUUCAUCAACGACCCAAUAUGGUGCCGUGGUUGGACCUAAGGAUUUGAAUCCAUCAAACAUAUGGAACCUUACGACCCCGGGGCUAGAAAAAUGCUUCAUGGCUUCCACCAACGAUUUGAGCUGGGAUGAGUUUGCCUCUGAAAUCACAGACGGGAAUUAUAGGCGAAUUUCUACUCAACAAUGUAUCCAGACUUCCAAAACGACCCAGUCGAGAAUCAAGGGGAUCAUCGCUCUUGCAGACAACCUGACUAUUAGCAACGGGGGAAACGCAUCCAUUCUUCAAACAGCUAUCAGAAAUGACGGCUACACAGCCGGUAUAAACAUGUUCCACGGCAGCUUCCUACAAGCCACCCAGUUUUUUAACGAAAGUGCCGGCCUACGUUCUACCAACGCCUGUCAGAAUACGAGUACGGUCCAACAUCACCUCUUGUUUAAUCCUUAUGAGGAUUCAAACAUGGGGCGUACGGGCUAUGGUGUGAAUGGGUAUAAUAUUACAGGAUGUCUGACGAUCAAGGCUCCGGAGCACUGCCAGUUGCUCUAUAGCCCAGCAAUUUCCAUGGGCAUUAUGUUAGCCGGUGGUGCAAAAGUAGCGGCAAUGUUUCUCGCGGCGAGAAUAAGUCGUGGUCGCUUGCCACCUCUUUUGACAAUUGGCGAUGCGAUAGCAUCGUUUUUAACCAAUCCUGAUCCUACCACAGAGGGCUUAUGUUGGCUCACUGCCGCCGAUAUUCAGAAGGGCCAGUGGAAACCUGCCAAUAGAACGGGUAGGUCUAUAAUGACACCGCCAAAUAGCCUAGGUGAGGCUAUCACCUACAAACGUCUCUCAAAGCGGAAAUUUUGGAUGAGAGCAGCAAGCGGCUGGCGUUGGGCAGUAACCCUUUUCAUGUGUCUCUCUUGCAUAAUAGUGGGUACAUGUCUCUUUGAGAUUUACACUAUGUACGGGAUCGACCAAUUUACAAGCGACGUCAAACAAUGGUUCAGCUCAGACAUCGAUACGAGUAGCUACGGUUUUAUAGGAUUACAAAAUAAUGCCUCAUGGACUAUGCUAAGCGCGGUAGUGGUUGCCAACACCCCACAACUGCUCAUCACCAUUAGCUAUUACUGCUAUAAUGGCGUCUUAACAAGCAUCUUGGCCGCCGCCGAGUACAGCUCAUACGGAGUUAAACGCAAACCACUUCGUGUCACCUGGCCUAUCAAAGGCAGUCAGCAGCGGUCGACUUACUGGCUAAGCGUUCCGUAUCAAUAUAACGCACCUAUUUUGGUGCUCUAUAUGGUUCUCCACUGGCUCGUGUCGCAGAGCAUCUUUUAUCUAGUCUUGGUCCCGUAUGACAUGCACGACGAACGGAAUAACUUAUCUACGGUUAGCUCGCUUAGCUAUUCAUCCACACCGAUCCUUUUGUCCGUUCUGGUUGGAGCCCUCAUGAUGCUUAUACUGUUCACGCUGGCGUUCCGAAAAUUUGAUUCCGUGAUCCCCCUGGCGUCAUCUUCUAGUGCUGCUAUCAGUGCUGCGUGCCACCCACCCAAAGAUGAGAACUUGGACACGGCAGCUUUAGGUCUGGUGAAGUGGGGGCAGACGAUCUCACCAGCGCCUUGGGCGAUGGUUAGAUUUCAGGGCCUCAACGAUCAGGAAGAACACUGUAGCUUCACGUCGUUAGAUACAGUGAGCCCCACUACGAUGAAAUUGUAUGCAUAG
This is a messenger RNA of Penicillium robsamsonii, 2430 nucleotides long. RefSeq lists its product as uncharacterized. The coding region runs from base 1 to 2430 and encodes 809 amino acids. The transcript is spliced from 3 exons. NCBI's taxonomy places the organism in Eukaryota, Fungi, Ascomycota, Eurotiomycetes, Eurotiales, Aspergillaceae. The record is from RefSeq and is a predicted model, not a curated record.